UUCACAGCAAAACAGAAAUUAAGAGAAGAAUUUAGCACAAACCCAUUGAGACCCAGAUGGUGAUUAACGAAAUCCCAUGGUCUACCAUUGGCGUAGUAACUGCUUGGUAUAGCUCUAACAUUGGGGUACUCCUUCUGAACAAGUACUUGCUCAGCAAUUACGGGUUCAAGUACCCUUGCUUUCUCACCACGUGUCACAUGAUGGUGUGUUCUCUUUUCAGCUACGUUGCCAUUUCCGUCAUGGACAUAGUCCCUUUGCAGAGCGUGCGGUCCAAGAAUCAGUUUUGGAAAAUCUUUGGUCUCAGUGUCGUUUUUUGUUUCUCUGUCGUUUGUGGGAACAUGUCGCUCAGGUACAUUCCGGUGUCGUUUAACCAGGCAAUUGGAGCCACCACACCUUUCUUCACGGCCGGUUUUGCUUAUGCUAUGAGUAAAAAGAGAGAGGCUUGGGUUACUUAUGCCACCCUUUUGCCUGUUGUUGCAGGUGUCAUCAUAGCUAGUGGGGGUGAACCAAGUUUUCAUCUGUUCGGAUUUAUAAUCUGUGUAUCAUCAACUGCUGCCAGAGCAUUUAAAUCAGUGCUUCAAGAUAUUUUGUUGUCAUCUGAGGGAGAAAAGUUGGAUUCUAUGAACCUGCUGCUUUAUAUGGCACCUAUAGCAAUGAUGGUCUUGCUUCCUACAACAUUGUUGAUGGAAGAAAACGUGAUUUGGAUCACUAUAGAGCUUGCCAGGAGGGAUAUCAGAAUUAUCUGGUAUCUGAUUCUCAGUUCUUCUCUUGCAUAUUUUGUGAACUUGACCAAUUUUUUGGUAACAAAAUAUACAAGUGCACUUACCCUUCAGGUUUUAGGAAAUGCAAAGGGGGCAGUUGCUGUGGUGAUCUCAAUUUUGAUAUUCAAAAAUCCUAUUUCUAUGAUUGGAAUGCUUGGCUAUGCACUCACUGUACUUGGAGUUAUACUGUACAGUGAAACCAAGAAGAGGUAUAGUUGAAAUUAGUAAAAUUCAAGGUUACUUGCUACCAAUCAAAAUAGAGUGUGAUUUACCACGAGUGAGAGUACCAAUCAGUUCUACAUAAAAUUACGAGCUUACACCUUACAGCAACCGCUUUAUUACAUGUGAACACGGAUAUUCUUUUUACCACCUAUCUAAUACAUUCUAAUCAUUGUGGGAGUACUCACACUUCCCAUAUACCCUUUGAUGUGCGCUAGAGCUUCAGCCUUCAUGCUUAUUGGCUAGUUAGUCAUUUUUCAGUUUUAAAUCACUGCAACUGCUAAUGAUAGCAUAUAUGUUAAUUUUGUAUUUGUCUCUUUCUUUAUUAAUUUUUAUAAAUUUUGUAUUUUCCUAUUGGCUAGUUGGUCGUGUUCAGUUUUAAA
Molecule: messenger RNA, 1363 nt
Organism: Abrus precatorius (Indian licorice)
Lineage: Eukaryota; Viridiplantae; Streptophyta; Magnoliopsida; Fabales; Fabaceae
Product: probable sugar phosphate/phosphate translocator At3g11320
Exons: 4
Coding region: 57-980 (307 amino acids)
Cellular component (GO): Golgi apparatus
Molecular function (GO): antiporter activity
Source: RefSeq, a predicted model, not a curated record